AACGAUCAUCAUCAUUCUAUUGCUCUAUUGACAUUACGGUGAGCGUUUAGAUAGCCAGACGGGACCCUGUUGCGAUCGAGCUCAAUUCUGGCGGUAUGGCAGGGCUAUACCACGGUCAUGUCCUCGAAUUCCCUCAGAUCCGGAUAGACUGCUUCACCCAAUCCACAGACGCCAAACCGCAUUACAUACCCUACCCGUUACCUCCUCCCGAGGACGAUGUCAACUCGCAGGCCGGGCCGUCGAAGCAGAAACAGAAGGCUCCGGACAGGUCCGGCGUUUACCGAGCGCCGCAUGCCCAGUAUCUCCUUCUGACGCAUGCUCAUACGGAUCAUCUACACGGACUAUCGAACCUUCAUAACAACUGUACGAUCAUCUGUUCGGAAAACACGAAAGCCUUGCUACUCAAUUAUGAACGACGCAAGGACAGAGCGGAAUUCGAUCAGGCGAUCAAGCCGAUCUUGGCGCAGGCUGCGCGGGAACAUCAAGACGAGAACUGGGUUCAUCGGCGGAUCAAGGAGAGUGGGAUUCAGCAGAAAAAGGUGUAUCAGGGGUUGAGAGCAAAGGAAUUGGAUCGAGGCGGGACUCCCGUAGUGGUAGACUGCAUAAGAACGAUCCCGUACAACACCGUCAUCCCCCUCACGCUGUCCUCCUCUGCAGGCCCAUCUACUGUCAACCUAGUCAUGCUCGACGCGAACCACUGCCCGGGCUCAUCCAUGUUCCUCCUCUCCUCCCCCUUUCCUCCCUACACGUCUGUCCUCCAUACGGGCGAUAUGCGGGCAGACGAAGGGUUCAUACAGGGGCUGAUCAGGAACCCCUUGGUCCAGCCUUUUCUGCAGAGUUAUCCGGUCAAGAUGAGAUCGGGCGAAGGGAGAAUCAUGAAGGAUAUGAGGCUUCCGCCUGAAGCCUUUGGACCAGGCGGGCCUGGAAUACCACCACCCCCUAUACCUACCGACUCUUUUCUCGCCAACAGGGGGUUAUCCGGUUUGCGGCGUCGAUUGGAUCGGAUAUAUCUCGACACAAGCCUCCUCGUAGGAUCAGUCGAUAUGCCCUCGAGGGAAGAAGCCAUCGGAGACCUGAUCCAUACGAUCAACGCUUUCCCUUCGGAUACGAUCUUUCACCUCCAUUGUUGGACGUUUGGGUACGAAGAGGCUCUAAAAGCGCUGGCGAGGACAUUCGAUACGAGGAUUCAUCUGGAUCGGUGGCAGUUACAGAACCACUUGUUGCUGCAGGACGAUCCGCUCUUACAGCAGCUGGGAACGUCGGAUGCGAGUCCGUUGUUCCACGCUUGUCAAGGUAGCGACGGAGUUAGGGGAUGUGGGGUGAUCAAGCACACUCGGAUGAGGGUCGUCAGGGUCGAAUUCGUAGAGGAACACAUAGUGGAGCACGCGUUGAAGAUGAAGGAUAUUCAGCGCCAGAUAGCUUUUGCGCAAGUCGGCGAAGCGGAAUGGCCGCAGAAGUUUGUGAGUUCCCGGAGAGCGGUUUAGCUUGGUUAAACACUUCAGACCUGAUUAUCACGUCUUUUUAUGGACUAGUACUGUCCCUUGGCUCGACACGUUACCCUACCUGAACU
Molecule: messenger RNA, 1570 nt
Organism: Filobasidium floriforme
Lineage: Eukaryota; Fungi; Basidiomycota; Tremellomycetes; Filobasidiales; Filobasidiaceae
Exons: 3
Coding region: 96-1484 (462 amino acids)
Biological process (GO): double-strand break repair via nonhomologous end joining; protection from non-homologous end joining at telomere; interstrand cross-link repair
Molecular function (GO): damaged DNA binding; 5'-3' DNA exonuclease activity
Source: RefSeq, a predicted model, not a curated record